AGGAAGGAAAAGUUUGCCAAAUGGAUUUCUUUCGUGGAGUCAGACCCUUAUUAUUUUCUUAUGUACUCAUUAACGGUAUACUGAUUACAUUACAGACUAAGGAAGAGGUGCUUUUGGAUAUGAAGGCAACAGGAGGUGAACUGGGCUGGUUGACAUGGCCCUUAGAUCAGGGAGACAAGCCUGGGUGGGAGGUUGUCCAGAGGACCCUGAACGGCUCUCAGUUCUACACCUACUCCGUCUGCAAUGUUGGGGAACGUGAGCAGGACAACUGGCUGCGCACCACCUUCAUCCAGCGGCGUCCAGCAGCUUCGCGGGUUUUUGUUGAACUACAGUUUAUUGUACGCGACUGCAACUCUUUUGGCGGCACCUCGCUGACCUGCAAGGAAACCUUCAACCUGUUCACGUCUGAGUCGGACGCAGACGUGGGCACUACCUUCCGCAAGGGCCAGUUUAAGAAAGUGACCACCAUAGCGCCUGAUGAGAUCACCAGCAAAAAUGAACUGCGUAUCAACACUGAGACGCGAGUGGUGGAGAACUUGUCUCGAAAAGGCUUCUACUUGGCCUUUCAGGACAUUGGAGCCUGCGUCGCACUUCUCUCCGUCAGGGUCUACUACAAAACUUGCCCGGCCACAGUGAAGAGCCUUGCGCUGUUCCCUGAAACCAUAGCAGGAGGUGAGAACCAAGCGCUGAGGGAAGUGAGUGGGGUGUGCGUGGAGAACGCCAUCAGUGAGGAGUUGCCUCGCAUUUACUGCACUGUGGAUGGCGAGUGGGUGGUACCCGUUGGACAGUGCCAGUGCAAACCAGGCUAUGAAGAAGUUGAAGACACAUGUCAAGGUAAGGGCGUUCUCUUGAAGCUUUGGUAUUUGUAAAGGUCUUUGUGCUCCCAGGCACCUGGAAGCAGUUCCCAUG
Molecule: messenger RNA, 909 nt
Organism: Micropterus salmoides (largemouth bass)
Lineage: Eukaryota; Metazoa; Chordata; Actinopteri; Centrarchiformes; Centrarchidae
Product: ephrin type-A receptor 2-like
Exons: 3
Coding region: 21-869 (282 amino acids)
Biological process (GO): axon guidance; cell surface receptor protein tyrosine kinase signaling pathway; protein phosphorylation
Cellular component (GO): neuron projection; membrane
Molecular function (GO): ATP binding; protein binding; transmembrane-ephrin receptor activity
Source: RefSeq, a predicted model, not a curated record